UCCCUCCCUUUCCCCGGUGCUGACUCGGAGAGAGAGCUGGUUAUUCUCGCAGCCCUUGUUGUCUUGGCAGAAGUUCAAUGAGCAGCAGGAGGAGGAAGAGAGGGAGGGAAGGAGGAGGGAGGGAAACGGCGAGGGGGAGAGCCUAGUACGCAUGCGCUCCUGGGCACUGUCGAAGAAUCGAGUCACUGGAGCAGCGAGAGCGCACUCAGCGGCGGCGGCUCGUGGAGUCCCCGCCCCAGCAGCGCGAGAAAGAGAGAGAGAGAGAGAGAAGGAGCGUCUGGGCAGCGCGGUGGUAGUAGAGAGAGAGAGAGAGAGAGUGAGCGAGCAAGCGCGAGCCACGAAGGGAUAGCACGAGCGAGAGCGCGAGCCGCGAAGGGAGAGCGCGAGGCCCGGGCGAUGCGGUAGCGGAGGAAAGGCGUUUUUGCCAAGGAGCGACGGCGCGGCUGCGUUUCCGGCGGGAGCAGAGGAGGCUGCUGUUGCAGGGAGAGGAGGAGGAGGAGAAGGAAGGCGAGGCCCGUGCUCGCUGCCGCUGGCUGUGCUGCUGCUGCUGCCGCCCCCGGGUCCCGCGGCCAUGUCUUCCGCGGCUGUGGCGGUCUCGGCCGCCUCCCGCCGCCAGUCGUGCUACCUCUGCGACCUUCCCCGCAUGCCCUGGGCCAUGAUCUGGGACUUCACGGAGCCCGUCUGCCGCGGCUGCGUCAACUACGAGGGCGCCGACCGGGUGGAGUUCGUCAUCGACACGGCGCGGCAGCUCAAGCGAGCCCACAGCUUCCAGGAGGCGCGCGGGGGAGGGGGCGGCGGCGGGGGAGCGGGCCCCCAGCAAGGCCCCCACGCCAAGGCCCCGCCGCCUCCUCCGCCCCCGCCCCCGCUCAGCGCCAAGGAGAUGCACUCCGCCGCCGUGGCUGCCGCCGCUGCCGCCGCCGCUGAGGCCGCCUCCCGCGGGGGGCCUCCGCCGCACGAGCGCUACGCCCUGGCCGCCGCCGCCGCCUCAGAGCGGGCCCCACCGCGCCUGGGCCCCGAGUACGGCGGGCGGCAAGUCAACGGCAUCCUGGUGCCCAACGGCUUCCCCAAGCCCGAGGAGCCGCCCGAACUGAACCGCCAAAGCCCCAACCCGCGGAGGACCACGCACGCCGUGGCGCCCACCCUGGUGCCGCUCAUGAACGGCGCCGGGCUCAGCAGCCGCGCCGCCGCCUCCUUGGCCGCCAUCACCGGGGCGCCGCUGCAGGUCUCCGUGGCGGCGGGAGAAGGCGCGCCUCCGCACAAGAGGCCCGGCUCCGUCUCUUCCUCUUCCUCCUCCUCCUCGUCUUCCUCGGGAGGCGACGCCGACAAGGACAAGGGCCCUGCCUCGCAGCGGGGCUCCGUCGAGGGCCUGGAGGCGCUGGAGGGCAAAGGCCGCGGCGGGGGCUCCGAGCAGGAGUGGCUGGGGAAGCCCAAGACCGUGCGGGACACGCUCCUGGCCCUGCAGCACGGCGGACACGCCGUCCCCUACGAGGGCAAGUUCAAGAAGGAGCCCGGCCUCGCCGCCGCCGCCGGAGCAGCGCCAGCAGGAGCAGCAGCAGGAGGAGGAGCAGGAGGGCGGCUGCUGGGCUACGAGGGCAACGGCGCCAAGGCCUCCGGAGCACGGGCUGCCAGGAAAAGAAAGCCUUCCCCAGAGCCGGAAGGGGAAGCUGGGCCUCCUAAAAUCAACGGAGAGGCACAGUCAUGGCUCCCGACCUCCUCAGAAGGGAUGAAGAUCCCGAUGGGGGCCCCCUCCUUCAUGUCCCCGCCGCCGCCCACCGCCUCGCCACAUUCCAACCGGACCACGCCGCCCGAGGCGGUCCAGAACGGCCAGUCCCCGAUGGCUGCGCUAAUUUUGGUUGCGGACAAUGCCGGAGGCAACCACGCUUCCAAAGAUGCCAACCAGGUGCACUCCACCACCAGAAGGAAUAGCAGCAGCCCGCCCUCCCCGUCCCCCAUGAACCAAAGGCGGCUGCCCAGGGAGGUGCCCAACCAAGGGGGGAAUGCCGGCGGGAUGGAGCCCGUGCACCCGGCCAGCCUCCCAGACUCCUCUCUGGCCGCGAGCAUCCCCCUGUGUUGCACUCUGUGUCACGAGCGCCUGGAAGACACCCACUUUGUGCAGUGCCCCUCCGUCCCCUCCCACAAGUUUUGCUUCCCUUGCUCCAGACAGAGCAUCAAGCAGCAAGGCGCCAAUGGGGAGGUGUAUUGCCCCAGUGGGGAGAAGUGUCCCUUGGUGGGCUCCAAUGUCCCCUGGGCCUUCAUGCAGGGCGAGAUCGCCACCAUCCUCGCAGGAGACGUGAAGGUGAAAAAAGAGAGGGACUCCUGACUUUCCCAGUUUCUCACUGCGACAUCACCUUUAACCUGAAACUGCUCAAAUUGUAUAAAUAUCUAUAAAUACCUAUAAAUACCUAUAUAUAUAUAUAUUAUAUAUAUAUAUAUCUCCAAGACAAGGGAAAUGUAGACUUCAUAAAAACAUGGCUGUAUAAUUUUGAUUUCUUUUUUUUAAUACAUUGUGUUUCUAUAUAUUUUUUGAAGACAAAAAGGUAUGUACUUACUUACGGCAACUUUUGUUUUGGUUAUAGCAGUUAUUUGUUGUGCUUCCUUGGUGACAGUUACUGUUCAGUGUAGGCUGUGACUUGGCGCUGCUUUUUUUAGAGAGCACUUGACGAAUCAGAAAUGCUUUUAGCUGUAAUUGUAUGCACUUGGUUUCCCCCUUACUUACUUUCUUUUUUUUAAAGAUGCCAAAUACAUCUUCUGACAUUGUAAAGCUCGCCUUACUGUCUGUGGCCCCUUAUUUUUUUGCUCAUACUCAUUUGUGUUGGAGUCUUAACAGGUUUUAGAGACAACAUGGAACAUCUCCCUGGUUCAUUCCAAAGACAAGUCAGAAAAUACAAAGGAUUUCACUUGGAAACAUAGUUUCCUCGUCGCUGCGAAAAUGCUUUGCAUCUGAGGAGGCAGAUUGGAAAAGGAAGUUGCUUUCAGAGUAUUAUGCUAAAUGAGGCACAAUUAUGUUAGGGAUUGGGAGGUUAGUUUCCCUCCCUUAAAGACAAGAGUUGAUCAUAGUUCAUGUGGUUGUUUGUAAGGUUGCAAAACUGCAUUAUUUCUCCCAUUAUGUGAUGCUUUUGCAGGAUUUUUGUGAUAAGUUCUAAUUUUUGUCUAACAGUGCAUUGAUGCAGACAGAGUAACUAUACUUUUUCACAGACCCAUGCCUUUUCAGCCCAUUCAGCAUGGUCAUUCCUGUCGUAAACAUGUGGAAAGGUUUGGCGUAGUUUGCUUUAUUAUUAUUAUUAAAAAGCCCAAACGUUUAAUACAAUGCAGGUGAAUUGAUUUUAUUUCUCACUUAAAGCAUCGUACUGUUGAUACUGUUCCUGCUUCUGACAUCACGUUCCCAGGUAGUGGCAGGAAACAGUGUGGUGAUGUGCAGGUUUUCCAUGUUUUGCCUAUGUCUUGGCAGCAGAGAGAUUAAUGGAAAUUUCUGCCUGAAAUUUCGUAAUGCAUGUGUUGAACAGGAAACGACUCUGUUCAUAUUUAAAUGAGCAACCUGGGAUUUACGUUAACUUCAGUUUCAUGUAGGCAUGCCUUGCCUUUUUUUUUGUUACGUUCACAAAUUCUUUUGUAAAAAUACUGUUUUGAUCACUCUGCUUUUGUUUGUUUUGCAUCAGAAAGCACACGUUUUUAAUCAAUAAAUCAUCAGUUACUAGAAAUAGCCAAACCUUGCUGUAGUGCUUCUGUGAUGUUUACAGUUGUGUUAGCAACACUGCUGUGUGCAACCCGUUGUGUUGAAUGUUCAUAUGGUCAUAAGUAAUUCUCAGAACGAUGGUUUUAUGGUCCCCGUUUCUGUGGCAAAACACUAUACAUUUUUGAUGUUGAGAGAAUGUUCAACUGAGUUUUAACUGAUGCUGUUGGGUCAGACUGUUCUUAAGUGUUAAUGUUCAGACUGCUCUUUAAUGCAGAAUAGAUUUUGGUAGAUCUUUGAAAAUGGUCAUAACAUUUGAAAAUCCAAACUGCACAUGCACAGUAAUUUUUUAUUUUUUAUUUUUUGGAGUGUUUUAAUGAGUACACCCACUAGCAUUGUGUUCCAUAUUACAGGUCAGUGUAAUAUUAAAUAACAAGAUUUGCAUGAUAAAACAAUUCAGUACUCUUUAAAAUGAUAGAAAUACAUAUAGUACAGACUGGUGUCUUAUGUAAACACAUGUUUAGACAGUUUGAAAGAGGAAAAAACGCACAUAUAUACAACUGUAAAGGAUUCUUUGGAACCACUAUAGUCUGUGGAAAUAUGUAUUAGGCACUUUAUUAAAAUUGGAUUUGAAUUGA
This is a messenger RNA of Anolis sagrei ordinatus, 4308 nucleotides long. It is a transcript of the gene IRF2BP2, whose product is annotated as interferon regulatory factor 2 binding protein 2. Gene Ontology annotation, biological process: regulation of transcription by RNA polymerase II. The record is from RefSeq and is a predicted model, not a curated record. Gene Ontology annotation, molecular function: transcription corepressor activity. Lineage: Eukaryota; Metazoa; Chordata; Lepidosauria; Squamata; Anolidae. Gene Ontology annotation, cellular component: nucleus.